Messenger RNA from Cannabis sativa, 2105 nucleotides. RefSeq names its product protochlorophyllide reductase, chloroplastic. The coding region runs from base 732 to 1913 and encodes 393 amino acids. Gene Ontology annotation, molecular function: protochlorophyllide reductase activity. The record is from RefSeq and is a predicted model, not a curated record. NCBI's taxonomy places the organism in Eukaryota, Viridiplantae, Streptophyta, Magnoliopsida, Rosales, Cannabaceae. The transcript has 5 exons.
AAGUUCAGAGAACAUGAUUUAGUAGAUAUUAAAAUUUAGAAAGAAUGAUUCAGUACAUGAAUAAACUGUCACAUUAACAAAAUUGAAUAAAAUUACACAUAAAAUUUAAACUUGUCAAAAUUCAAGCAAAAAUGCUAAUUAAGCCUUUAUGUUAAAGUAUAACAAUUAGGAGAGUUGGGCCAAAUUUUUGUUGUGUUUGGAGGGUGGCCCAAAGAACCUCACUCCAAACCAACGUCUGUAAUCCUAAUCCACUGCAAUGCCUCCACUACUCUGUCACUAUCAAUAAACAUUUCGCUUUCGCGUACAAUAUAGCCCAUAACCCAUAAGGCCAUAAGGCCAUAACUCACAGUCACAGGAAGUCAGAGAGGUAGUGGCACAAUUCAGCCAUCUGACCAAAAUAUCCCUUCCACCUCCUCCAAAGUCCAAACCUUAUACUUAUAGGCAACAAUUAUUAUAUAUUUCAAAAAAAAUAUCAAAAUGAAAUCCAGAACUCAAAUCCUAAUUGGUCUGUCUAAUAUGAUGUGGCAGAGUCACAUGCUUUGAAUUAUCUUAUCCUCUCAUAUCCAAAAUCUGCUUUACCGUUUUCUGCCAAAUAUCUUUCAAAUGUCACGCUACAUAUAAACCUGAAUUUUCGUUAGUUUUCAGAUACAAUAACCCACCUCUAUUAAUAUUAUUAUUAAGUACAGUCCAACAGUAUCAGAAGUUGUUUUGAGUACCCUUAAUUAGUGAGAAUGGCUCUUCAAGCUGCUUCUUUGGUUCCCUCUGCUUUCUCUGUCCCCAAAGAGGGAAAAACUAGUGCUUCUUUCAAGGACUCAAACCUGUUUGGAGUUUCUCUAGACCACUUCAAAGCUGAAUUCAGUUCUUGUGCUCUUAGGUGCAAGAGAACAGGGCCAGUGAAAGCUCAGACAACCCCCACCACAACCCCAUCAGUGACAAAGUCAUCCUCAGAAGGAAAGAAAACUCUAAGAAAGGGGAGUGUCAUAGUCACAGGGGCCUCCUCUGGAUUGGGUCUAGCAACAGCCAAGGCUCUGGCUGAGAGUGGAAAAUGGCAUGUGAUCAUGGCCUGCAGGGACUUUCUGAAGACUGAAAGAGCAGCUAAGGGUGCUGGUAUUACCAAAGAAAACUACACCAUCAUGCAUUUGGACCUGGCCUCCUUAGACAGCGUUCGCCAAUUCGUGAACAACUUUCGCCAGUCCGAGAGGCCACUGGAUGUCCUUGUGUGCAAUGCUGCUGUUUAUCAGCCAACAGCUAAGGAGCCUUCGUUUACUGCUGAAGGGUUUGAACUGAGUGUUGGGACUAACCAUCUUGGCCACUUUCUCCUCUCAAGGUUGCUUAUUGAUGACUUGAACAAAUCCGAUUACCCUUCGAAGCGUCUCAUCAUUGUUGGCUCCAUAACAGGGAACACAAACACUUUGGCUGGAAAUGUACCUCCCAAGGCAAACUUAGGUGACUUGAGGGGGCUUGCUGGGGGACUAAACGGGCUAAACUCGUCAUCCAUGAUCGAUGGUGGAGACUUUGACGGUGCCAAGGCGUACAAAGACAGCAAAGUCUGCAACAUGCUGACCAUGCAGGAAUUCCAUAGACGCUUUCAUGAGGAAACAGGGAUCACAUUUGCUUCCCUUUAUCCUGGCUGCAUUGCCACAACUGGCUUGUUCAGAGAGCACAUUCCCUUGUUCAAGCUUCUCUUCCCUCCAUUCCAAAAGUACAUCACCAAGGGAUAUGUGUCAGAAGAGGAUGCUGGCAAAAGACUUGCUCAGGUUGUGAGCGACCCGAGCUUGACAAAGUCAGGGGUUUACUGGAGCUGGAACAAGGCUUCAGCUUCCUUCGAGAACCAAUUGUCACAGGAAGCUAGUGAUGUUGAGAAGGCUCGUAAAGUGUGGGAGAUAAGUGAAAAGCUUGUGGGUUUGGCCUAAUAAAUUACCAACUUGAGUUUCUCAACUAAUCUCUUCUGUUACCAAAUAUGUGAGAGUUCUUUUUACAGUGUUUGGGUAUGGAGAAUUUAGGAAGCUUUGUUUUGCUGUAGAGAAAAUUCUCUUGUAGAUGAUUUAGAGGUGAGUGUUUGCAACCACUUUCAAUAAUAAAGAAAAACACAGCAUUGUUGGAAA